This is a messenger RNA of Besnoitia besnoiti, 696 nucleotides long. Its product is annotated as dense granule protein DG32. Lineage: Eukaryota; Apicomplexa; Conoidasida; Eucoccidiorida; Sarcocystidae. The record is from RefSeq and is a predicted model, not a curated record. The transcript is spliced from 2 exons. The coding region runs from base 1 to 696 and encodes 231 amino acids.
AUGGCGGAUUUCUUCGGAUCCAAGGGCGCGCUUGGCUGCCGCGUCUCCAUGCUGCUCGUCGCCCUUCUGCUGGGCACCACCGUCUUCUCGGCAGGAGCAGGCGUCGGCGCCCCUGGGGAAGGCUCGGUCGUAAGCGAAAUGCUGACCCAUGCCAAAAAGGGGGCGGGAGAGAACCUCGGCGGUGUUCCUGUCGAACUGCUGUGGAAAGAUAUCUACCCCGUCGUUGUCCAGCAAGGCGUCGGUGGAUUCUUCAGGAUGCUCCUGCGUGAGAUCCAGAACCGUACGACCAUGAAGGCUCCGAUUGGCGUCGCUGACGUCAUCAUGCAGGAGUUGGAGCGUGCCCUCUUCGGCAAUUCUGGCGCCAACCAGGCAUCGUGGAAGAAAAUCAAAGCCAAGUACGAGGCUCUCCUCCGCGAGUGGUGGGUUACCACCCCCGAGGAGCCGUUCUCCGCUCUCCAGAGUGGUGUGUGGAAGACCCUCUUGCAGCUGUACGCUGAGGAGCUCAAGGAGGCUUUCCGCGGCAGCCCCAGAGGCAAGUUGCUCACCGACCUCCUUUUCGAUGAGAACUUGAAGCUGAUCAGCCGCUGGACUGAUGCCGAGCACAUCAGAAUCAUGCGUCUCUCCAGAAGCGCCGCCCGCAGGUCUGCUCUCCGCAAGCUCUUCCGUGCUGAGGAGAGGCAACAGGUGCAGAAUUAA